This is a messenger RNA of Punica granatum (pomegranate), 3160 nucleotides long. Lineage: Eukaryota; Viridiplantae; Streptophyta; Magnoliopsida; Myrtales; Lythraceae. The record is from RefSeq and is a predicted model, not a curated record.
AAAUUGUCCAUUUUGUCAUUUUCAAACGCACUUUCUCCAAGCUUGUCGGGAAUUCGUCAUGGCUUCCCCGAUGCAACUUUCCGCAGCGAGCCUCCAAGCGUACAGCCGCCUACCGCCGCUCCCGCCCGGCCGCCGCCGUUUGAGAAGCCUCAGGCUCCUUUGGAGGUUGCCGGGUUCGUUCUCCAUCAAGGUCAAUUUGUUGACUGUUGGUAGAAUCAGCAGACUCAGGGAUGCGAGGAGCUCGUUACGCUGCCUUUCAAUGGCAAACACCGAAAUCGAGGCGGUCGAAUCCAGGGAGCAAGUUGAGCGCCCGCCCUUCGAUAUCAAUCUCGCGGUUAUCCUUGCUGGUUUCUCGUUUGAAGCCUACACCACUCCGCCCGAGAACAUCGGAAGGCACGAAGGCGAUGCUGCUGGUUGCAAGACAGUGUAUCUCUCGGAGUCCUUUGUCCGUGAAAUAUAUGAUGGUCAGUUACUGAUAAAGCUGAAAAAGGGUAUCGAUUUACCUGCCAUGGAUCCAUGGGGAACUAGUGAUCCAUAUGUGGUCAUGCAAAUGGACGGUCAAAUUGUUAAGAGCAAGGUUAAAUGGGGGACAAAGGAGCCAACCUGGAAUGAGAAUUUCACUUUCAACAUUAAGCUUCCACCAACCAAAACUCUUCAGGUCGCUGCUUGGGAUGCAAACCUUGUGACUCCCCAUAAACGCAUGGGGAAUGUGGGCAUUGGUCUCGAGCUUCUUUGUGAUGGAAAUCUGCAUGAGCUGGUGGUGGAAUUGGAAGGAAUGGGUGGUGGAGGAAAGCUACAGUUGGAGGUAAGAUACAAAAGUUUUGACGAAAUCGAAGAUGAGAAGAAGUGGUGGAGGCUUCCAUUUGUUUCAGAAUUUUUUCGGCAAAAUGGUUUUGGAGCUGCUUUGAAGUCGAUUGUCGGAUCUGAGACUGUGCCAGCGCGGCAGUUUGUUGAAUAUGCUUUUGGGCAAUUGAAGUCCUUUAAUGGAACAUACCUUCAGAAGGAAAAGAGUGCCAGCAGUGACAAGUAUGUCAUUGAGGACAAAUCUAUUGAUUCUAUUGUUGCUUCUGAGAUAAAUUCAGAUAUCAAUGUUAGUUUGUCACGCUCUUUCAAUGACCAAAUCACAAAUGAAGAGAAAAAUAAGGGUGAGGCUUCACUCAAUAAAAAUGGUCUAGAAAAUGGACAUGGACCUAGAGCAGAAAUACAAGUUGGAGAAACUACUCAAUCUGAUAAAAAAUUCUGGAAGGAUUUAAGUAAUGUUAUAAAUCAGAGAAUUGUUCACAAACUUGGACUCCCUGCCCCGGAGAAAGUAAAGUGGGAUGGAAUUGAUCUAUUAAAUAAAAUAGGUUUGCAGUCAAGAAAUAUUGCAGAAGCAAGUUAUGUUGAAUCUGGACUUGCAAGUCCUGAAGGUCAAGAAACUGAUAGUAAUAAAGAGAGUGGCUCUCUUUCAAUUAGUGCGAUACAAUCAUCAAUUCCUGAGAUAAAGAAGGUGACACAGGAUCUGCUACGGCAAACUGAUUCUGUUUUGGGAGCUCUGAUGGUUUUGACUGCAACAGUAUCUGAGUUAAACAAGGAUGGGAAGUUACUAGGAAAAGACGAAUCCAGAAAGCAAGAUGGUAUCUCAACCUAUCUUAAGAGCGAGGAGCUUGUUAGCUUGGAGGACACCUUAUCUUUGGAUGAGAAAAAAGCAGAGGAGAUGAGAGCCCUCUUCUCUACUGCAGAAAGUGCCAUGGAAGCAUGGGCGAUGCUUGCCACUUCUUUAGGCCAUCCCAGUUUCAUUAAAUCUGAAUUUGAGAAAAUUUGCUUUCUUGAUAAUGCCUCCACUGAUACACAGGUGGCAAUUUGGCGAGAUAUUGCAAGGAGAAGAUUAGUUGUUGCUUUCAGGGGGACAGAGCAAUCAAGGUGGAAGGAUUUGCGGACCGAUCUGAUGCUUGCUCCUGCUGGGUUGAACCCUGAAAGAAUUGGAGGAGAUUUCAAGCAAGAAGUUCAAGUGCAUAGUGGGUUUCUAAGUGCGUAUGACUCAGUCAGAAUAAGAAUUAUAUCACUCCUCAAAUUGGCCAUAGGUUUCAGGGAUGAUGCUGGUGAGUCACAGAGCAAGUGGCAUGUGUAUGUCACUGGUCAUAGUUUAGGGGGUGCUCUGGCCACUCUUCUUGCUCUGGAGCUCUCGUCUAGUCAAUUAGCAAAGCGUGGAGUGAUAUCUGUGACCAUGUAUAACUUCGGAUCUCCUAGAGUUGGUAACAAGAGAUUUGCUGAACUCUACAAUGAGAAAGUCAAAGAUAGUUGGAGGGUUGUAAACCAUAGAGAUAUUAUACCAACAGUACCACGCUUGAUGGGAUAUUGUCACGUUGCACAACCUGUAUAUUUGGCUGCUGGAGAUUUAAAUGAUGCGCUGAUAAACAUCGAGCUCUUGGGUGAUGGAUACCAAGGAGACUUAGUUGGAGAAGCCACACCUGAUGUUCUUGUUUCCGAGUUUAUGAAAGGUGAGAAAGAGCUCAUAGAGAAGAUUCUGCAAACUGAAAUAAACAUAUUCCGUUCCAUCAGAGAUGGAAGUGCACUCAUGCAACAUAUGGAGGACUUCUACUAUAUCAACCUCCUAGAGAAAGUGAGGUCAAAUUACCGAACCUCUCAGCUUGGAACAUCUCAAGUUCGUGAGCGGAGUGCCUAAGGUCGGGAUGAUGUUUAGAAGCCCCAGAAUCAAGCUUGUACAUAAACCUUUCCAUUUCUUGUGAAUGGUAUAUACCUGCACCAUGGAGGAUGGAAAGAACCAAUGGAGGCAAGGGAAGUGCUGAAGAUAUCAAUAUCAAUUUUACUCGCAGUGUAUUACUGCAUUGUAUAUGCCAGAUACUGCUCUUUGAUAGAAUAUAGUAAUAAAAUUGCGAAUUAUUCCUGUUUGCUUUCUUAGGACCAAGUUAAAUGAAGUCUGUCUAACUCCUCAUGCUCCGCAGCUAUUUGAGAUUUUUGAGGGCAUCACCUUAGGUGGUUGGAUCCUCUUCGGACUAGACUGUUGUACUCUUGAACACUACGUUUACAGUGCAGAGAUUCUCGGUUUUGGUGUAGGAGCAGCAAUCAAGCUAUGUAGAUUAAUACGGAGGUCUCUGUACUUUUCAUCAGUCGGAAAUCCCUUGCCAAUUGUUACAACUUGUAGACGGUAUUUUGGUCU